UUUGUUUCCAGCUUCCCUUGUUUAAUGUCUUAGGUGUGUGAUUCAUGCAUACUGUUGUGUGUAGCAGCAGCCUGCUCAUUGAGCUGUAGCAUUCUACUGCAUGAAUAUAUGACAAUAUAUUUAUCUAUUCAACCGUUGAUGGAUGCUUGGGUUGUAUCCAGUUUGGAGCUAUCCAAAGCAGCUAUGAACAUUCUUGUGGAUAUAUUUGGUCCACACGUGCAUGUUUUUCUGUUGGGUCAAGUGUAUGCAUAUGUUCAACUUUAGGAAAUAAUGCCCGUUUUUCAAGCACUUAUACUAAUCUACACUUUGACCAGCUAUAUAUGAGUUCUGGAUGCUCACCAACACACAACUUUGUCAGUCUGUGCUGGAUAACAAACCAUCCCCAAAGCUGAAACAGGAAUCAUUGUUUGUCACAAUUCUGUGGGUUCACAAUUCAUCCGGGCAGUUCCACUUGCUGUUGUAGGCUGGGGUCAUUCGUUUGGUUGCAUUUACCUGAGAGCUCAGCUGGAACUGGAAUACCCGAGAUGGCUUCAUUCACACAUCUGGUGCUCUGACUGGGGUGGCUGAAAUAGUUGGGGGCUGGUUCAACCUCUGUCUUUCCAUGUGGUCUCACCUCACUCAGUAAUCUAGCCCGAGCUUAUUUACCCGGCAGCUAGAUCUCAAGAGUGCAGGAAGAGAAACUGCAAGUCUCAAAGCCCAGGACCAGAAGUCAUAUAUCAUCACUUCCAUAACGUCCUAUUGGUUAUAACAAGGCAGUGCUAGUACAGAUUUGUGGGGAGGAAGGGCAAUAAGACCCCACUUCUUGAUGGGAGAACUGGAUGGGAGCAAUCAUUCCUGGCCAUAUGUACAGACAGUAUACCACGUUGCUUCCUCUGGUCACAAAAAUUCACAUGCCUUUCACAAGCAGAAUGCAUUUACCCCAUCCCAAGACACCCAAGGUCUCAUCCAAUUAUGGUAUCAGUCUAGAAGUCCAGUCUCUCGUGAUCUGCAUCAGGCCCAAUUGCAAGUGAGGCUCCUUGUCUGUCGCUGCUCUUGAACUGGAGACCUGUGAGUUUAGCUGUCUCCCAGACACCUAGAUUACACUAGUGAAACACAAAAAGGGUAACCACAGCAGUCUUUCCUAUUCACAAAGGCAGGAAACAAGUCACAUGGCAGUUUCUGGUCCACAGCAAUUCUGAAAUUCAGCCAGACCAGUUGUCCUGAUGAUUCCUUGAUUAUGGUCCAGGUCUACUCCCUGGGAGUAAUCUCCUGAUCCAUUGAUCUCAGCUUCUCUUGGCUCUGCACUACUGACUCUUCGCUCUGUCCUCGGCGUCACCCAUCUUUCUCAAUAAGAAAUUAUCUGUGGUUGCAGUUGCAAAGCUUUCUCAGCCUGCUUCUUACCUGUAGAAAGUUGGAGGCUCAGAGACUAUUUCAGGCCUUCUCAGUCCCUUUUAUUUCAAGCUGGUCAUGCUUUCACCAGAACAAUCUUCUUGACAAUUUUGUGGGUUUUCUGUGUAUCUUAUUAUAAUCCAUUCUCUUCAACAAAGGCUGCAUCCACAAAUCCCUUUGAGAUAGGCCCCUGGCUGCCUUGGGAUAUGAAUCAGGGUGCUGUGGGACAAAGUCUCUAAGACUCUUAGGAACUCUUUUAUUUUCUAAAUGAGAGGGUCUAUGAGACACACCACCUUAAACCUUUCAAAGACCUUAUCAAGGAGGUCUUUGAAAUGAAGCCAUUUAUUACUUUGAGACUUUUUGCUGGCUGGAGAUACUGUACUAGAUGUUCUUUAUUUCUGUUAGAUUCUGCUAAAAAACUAGAUUUUCAGGUCAGUUCAUGUCUCUCUUAUUGUAUCAUAUUCAGCUAAGAAGCCAGUCAGAACGUUCUGUAUCCUGCUUGGAAUCUCUUUAGCCAGGUCUGCACAUUCCUUGGUAGAUUUCCUAUUGUCCACAUUAAAGCAGGCAACAGUGUUACUAAACAUUCCACUGCUACAUAACACAGGUGAUCCUUUUUCUAGCCUUUCUUAGCAACUUCACUGUUCUUCUAGGCUCCACUGACAGUCUCCUCACCACCCUUCCAAUUUCCACUUGCUGCUCUUUUUCGACAUCAUUGCCAUAUGCUUUAAGUUAUGUUAGGGCAAUACUCUACUUCCAGGUAUGAAUUUUUUCUAUCAGUUUUUAUUGCUGAAUGACAAAAUGCUCCAAAUUCUAGUGGCUUAAAACAAUCUUUUACUGUUAUGAUUCUGAGGAUCAGCUGGGCCUAACGGAAUGCAGGGGUUCUACUCCAUGUGUUGCUGACUAGAAUCUUCCAUUCCUACUAUUCUGCAGUGCCACUAGUGUCAUAAAUCUAGUGAGAUAUAUUUGCGAGUCUGUUUCUGGACUCAACUGGUUUAUUUGUCUAUUCUUAUGCCAAUAUCUCAUGGUCUAUUUACACUAACUUUAUAGUAAAUAAGUCCUGAUACCAUGUAGAGUAAGUCUUAUUACUUUAUUCUUUUUAAAGUUGUCUUUGCUGUUCUUGACCCUUUGCAUUUUCAUACACAUUUCAUAAUUAGUUUGUCAAACACACACACACACACACACACGUGCACACAAACACCCCACCCCACUGCUGGGUUUUGAUUAAUAGAUUAAUUUGGUACAACUAAACAUCUAUAUAGACAUUACUGUUACUUAGAUCUUUAAAAAUUUCUCUUGAUAAAAUUUUUAGUAUUCUAUGUGGAACAUUUGUACCUCUGAUUUAAAUUGGAUUUUUUAAAGUUAUUAUAAAUGACAUACUGUUUUUUAAUAAAAAUUUGUUGUUAGUAUACAGAAAUACAGGUUUUUUAUGUUGACCUUGUGUAUAGCAACCUUCCUAAACAUGCAUUAAAUCUGACAAUUUACCUGUAAAUUCUUCAGUAUUUUCUACAUAUAAUUAUGCCACUAAUAAAUAAUGACAGUUUUUUCCUUUUCAAUGAUUAUAAUUUAAUUUUCUUGCUUUAUUACAUUGGACAGAAUUCCAGAACAAUAUUGAAUAAAGAUGGUAGUGGCAAUUAUAAGGAAAGUUUCAACAUUUUACUAUUAAGUUUAAUGUUUGCUAGUUUCUUAUAAUAUGUCCUAAUUUGGAUUAGGAAGUUUCUUCUAGUUCUAGGUUGGUAAGAUUUUUUUUGUUAUGAAUGGGAGUUGAAUCUUAUCAAAUGCACUUUUUGUAUCUACUGAGAUUUUCAUGAUUUUCUCCUUUGUUUUAUUAAUGAUGAGAAGGGCAUUGAUUUUGUAAUAUCAAAUCAAAUUUACAUUCCAACUUGCUGGUGAUAUAUUAACAUUUUUAAUACAUUGCUGGGUUUGGUGUUCUAAUAUUUUGACUAGGAUUUUUGGACCUAUGUUUAUGGUAAUAAACCUAUAAUAUUCCUCUCUUAUAAGGUUCUUGUUGGGUUUUGGUGUUAAGGUUAUGCUGACUUCAUUGAAGGACCUGGAAAUAAUUACCACUUUUUCUAUUCUCUGGAAUAAGUUUGUUAUUUCUUCCUUAAAUGUUUGGUAGAUACAAAUAUUGGUUCCAGGAGUAAGGUGCUGCCAUACCAACAUCAAUACAUUCCAAAUUAUGUGACAUUAACAUCCAGUCUGGCAGCAUGAAAUUGUUAUUGGAGACUUGGACAGUCAGCAAUCCAUGUUACCAAAAAAAAUGUAUAAAAGUAUAGUCUAGAAUAGCUUAAAAGGCAUAUUACAUACCUAAUGAGCUUGUACUUUAUACAAAGAGGUAGAAAAUGACUGUUAUUAGAAUGUGUUCAUUUCUACUGGCUGCAUUUGCCAAGGUACUACAAGAAUUAAAGGAGCUCAGAAAAUAUUUGGCUGGUUUGCAAGCAGGAAUGAAAAGGAAAUCAGAGACAACCAAAAAACUCAGGGUUUUGCAAGCUUGGAAGGUGCAACUGAUUCACAUGUUCAACUAGUUAAGAAGCAACAGAGAAGUCCUUUGAGCAAAAAAGUCUGCUUAAAACUCUGCCUAGCAGCAAAGACCAAGUCAGGAAGAGUAUGGUUGUCACACCAUUGUUAGGAUCUCUGAAUGGAAUAAGGUGGUACCCAGCAAAUACUUUCACGCUGGGAAAAUAUCUCAAAGAGGGGAGACUUAGGGUUUGGCUCUUCCUAAGGAAAGUCUGAUAGGCUCAAACUACUUGCAAUUAAAUUGAGAGAGAGAGAGAGAGACAAGUCUCUAAACAAUUGUGGCACAUAGCACUGCCUGGAAUCAAAUAACUUGAGAUAGAUAUUGAGAAAGCCAUUUUGUCAAAGGCGUUACCUACACGGUAUAAAAGAGAAUGUGAUUGUUUGAGACUAAAAAUGAUAACUGGGUUCCAGCCUUCUACAGCAGGAUCUCAGAACUGCUACGGAUUAACUCUUUUAUAUAUCGUUCUUCUCCUUUACAAAUGGGAAUAUUUAUUGUAGUUAUCCUUUUCCUGUUCUACCAUUAUAUAUAUUGUGUGUAGGAGCUGGUACCAGAUAGCUUCUCUUUUUAGUUCAGAGUUCUCGAGAUCAAGAGUAGGUAUAUCUGGGUCUGUAGAGGCUGUUAUGAAUCAUUUCUAUCUCCUGGGAUCUAAGCUCAAAAUACUGAUGAGAUCGAACUUUGGGGUUGUCUGCUUUAAGGCGUGGAUGAGCGUGUUCUGCAUGUGGGAAAGGAAGGGAACUGAUCCAAAGGGUGAACUGUGGUAGAUUGUAUUACUAUCUGCGCUCUUGUGUAAUCCUCUCCCCUGGAGUAUGGGCCAGACGUAGUGACUUGCUUUUACCUAAUAGAACAGAGCAAAAGUGAUGGGAUACCAAUUCUGAGGUUAGGUUACAAAGAGACUGUGGCUUCCCUCUUGUGUGCCCUCUCUUGCUUUUUCAUUUGCUUCCUCUGAUGGAAGCCAGCUGCCAUGUGAACUGCCCUAUGGAGAAGCCCAUCUGGCAAGGAAAGCAAAGGAUUCCUCCACCCAACAGUCCACGAACAACUGAAUCCUGGUCACAGCCACAUGAAUGAGCUUCAGAUCCUUCAGAUGGGGCUGGAGUCCUGGCCAACACAAUGAUUGCAGCCUAUGGGAGAUUUUGAAGGAGAGGUACCUGGUAUGUACUGAAUUGUGUCCCCCCACCCCUAGAUCCAUAUGUUGAAGCCCCCACCCCCGAUGUGACUACAUUUGGAGGUGGAGCCUAUAAAGAAGUAAUAAAAGUUAAAUGAGGUUAUAGGGUUGGGGGCCUUAAUCCAAUAGGACUGGUAUCCUUAUAAGAAGAAGAAGAAGAGAUACCAGAGUGCCUCCUGCACCCCACCCCGUGUGUGCUCAGAAUGAAGGCCUUGUGAGAACACAGCAGGAAGACUGCUGCCUGCACGAUAGGAAGCGAGGCCUCACCAGAAACAACAAUGCUGAUCUUGGACUUUCGGCCUCCAGAACUGUGUGGACGAAAAUAAUUUGCUGAGAUGUCAGCUGGGAAUUCUCCCAGGGAAAGCUUGGAAAUGGAGAGCUUCCACACAAGAUUCAGUGCCUGGACACCUUUUAGCAACAAGUCAUUAAAUUGACAGGAAAAUGUCAUUUCCUCUCCCUUAUCGCUCUUUCAGGAAAGAGUUGCUCUUAUAAGUCAUUGAUUUGACCUCUGGACUAACAAGCAACAUCAAGAAUUCUUAUUCACGAUUUUUUUAUGAUGCACUAAAUUACAAUUAAGGGUUGUCCAAGACUGGUUUUCAGAAAGGAUGCAAGUGGCCAAAGUGGAUUUUCUACCACGCUUCAUUUCUCUAUGUAUCUUCUCCUUUCCAAAAGAUUUGUGUGCAGCUGCACAAGUCAGCUGGCCCUGGAAAUUUUUAACUGAACAGGAUUGCUUAUGGAUGUCCAAAUGCAUGAAGUUUGGAUGGUUUCUGCCCUAUACACCAACAGAUAAUGAGUAUGGUGCUUGGAAGCACCAUUACAGCUGUGUGUCCAACCUAGAUUGGCUAACCCCUAGGGAAGCCGCAGCUCUUUAUGGGACCCUGAAUGAACCCAAAACAGAAGAUGAGCAACUACAGGAGAGGCAAAGAGAAAAGUGCCUAAGGAAAAUAAUUUGGGAGAAAAUUGCACUAUGUAAGAAGAAUUUGUUCAAAGUUCGACCCCCUUGGGUGAAUGGAACAUGCUGCUCUAGAUUGUUCGAAUCCAAAUGCCAACCACGUCUCUCCCAAACUGUGAGGGAUCGAGUGGGAUUACAGGACACUUUGGAGAAACAGCUUGUUUUUGCAUCUUUAGAAGCUUUGCCCAAGCGAAGCAAUGUUUUUGGAUGCCAUUCCUACCCUUUAUUAUCAAAGAAAAAUUGGCAUGGAGUUUAUAAAAAUGACAGCAGCUCUUCACAUGCUCUCCAGCCACACUUCAUAUUAAUAUCGUCUCGGAUUCCUGCAUAUGAGGUACAGAGCUAUAAAAUUGGUAUUAAAAAUUUACUGAGGCCUGAAGUGAGAGACUUCUGGGAGAAAUUAGGAAGCUAUGUGGCCCCUGGAGAAGAAGGGGGCCACGUGGACCUCUUUGUACGACUCGGAGCAUCAGAGGCAGGAACAGAAGUUCUUUCUCAGCUAUCUCAACUGACUGGCAUGUUAUUGACCGCCCCCACUGGGAUUGCCACCGUCUCGUACCAACACAUUCUUAGUGACUGGCUGGGACGGCAGUGGGAAAAGGCGCCCCCUUCCACCUACUUCAGCAAAUCAAAGCUGCAGACAUGGUCCAGCCUCACCGACUUCCUGGAAGACACCUUGAAAUCAGUAAGGCAACAGCUAAGUCCUCUCUUCAAGGAGUUGCAGAAGAACGUAAGUGGCAGGAUGACAGGGCAAUUUGUAUCUGACACCAUGAGUAUGGCUAACAUUCUGAAUACGGAAAUUAUACAAGCUCUGGCAGAGGGAUUGAUUGAACUUUCAAAAGAAAAUUCUGAAAGAAAUGUUAUAGAAGAUAAUCCUCAGGACACAAAAUCAAGUCUCGGCAAAAACGGUCCAAAUUUUGAGUUGCUGCUUGAGUGGUUUCUAGAUGACUUGAGAGACAGACUACAGGAAUGGGGCCCAGCUCACUGCGUGGGAGAAAUAUUCAUAAAGUUUGGAAGCCAGUUGAACAUAUACACCAAUUUCUUCAACAAUUACCCUGUUAUUCUGAAAACUAUGGAGAAGUGCAGAGAAAUGAUACCAGCACUCCGAGCUUUCCUGAAGAAGCAUGAUAAGACCAUUGUUACAAAGAUGCUGAGCCUUCCAGAGCUGCUUUUGCACCCAUCCCGAAGGUCUGAAGAAUAUACUCUUCUCUACGCUCUGAGGCUUCACACUUCUGCAGAACAUGUUGACCACGGGACGACCACUGCAAUUGAAGUAAUCAAGAAAUACAAAGGUUACAUAGAUCAGUUUCCCUAAAAUCACUUUGUUUUCUGGAUGAAGCAGAACAUCAAUAUGAAAGAUCAGCUGUCAAACAUAGAGAGAAUCAUCUGUGGGUGCCUGACUCUAUCAGAAGUAAACAGAUAUCUGAUUAGGGUCCAAGAUGUAGCCCAACUUCACUGCUGUGAUGAGGAACUAAGUUUCUCUUUAAGGCUCUAUGAACAUACCUGUGAUCUCAGUCUUUUCCUCUUCAACGAUGCACUGCUUGUUUCUAGUGGGGGCACGUCUCAUACUCCGUUUGAAAGGACUUCAAAAUCAACCUACCAGUUCAUUGCAUCAGUGGCCCUUCACAGACUACUCAUAGAAGAUAUUCCAGAUUCCAAAUAUAUCAAGAAUGCAUUUAUUCUUCAAGGUCCAAAACAUGAAUGGAUUUGUGCUACAGAAGUUGAGGAUGAUAAAUUCCUGUGGUUGUCAGUACUCCAAAAUGCCAUCGAAAGUAGUAUGGAAAAGUGA
Molecule: messenger RNA, 7780 nt
Organism: Globicephala melas (long-finned pilot whale)
Lineage: Eukaryota; Metazoa; Chordata; Mammalia; Artiodactyla; Delphinidae
Gene: ECT2L
Product: epithelial cell transforming 2 like
Molecular function (GO): guanyl-nucleotide exchange factor activity; protein binding
Source: RefSeq, a predicted model, not a curated record